Molecule: messenger RNA, 1731 nt
Organism: Lichtheimia ornata
Lineage: Eukaryota; Fungi; Mucoromycota; Mucoromycetes; Mucorales; Lichtheimiaceae
Exons: 6
Coding region: 1-1731 (576 amino acids)
Biological process (GO): transmembrane transport; oligopeptide transport
Cellular component (GO): fungal-type vacuole; plasma membrane
Molecular function (GO): tripeptide transmembrane transporter activity; dipeptide transmembrane transporter activity
Source: RefSeq, a predicted model, not a curated record
AUGUCGGAAAAGCUUGAAAAAGAGCAAGAAGCCAUUGGCGCAACUGAAGUCAUCGACCACAAUGAAGAGCAUCCCGCUCCUACAGAAGAGGAAUGGGCAUCGUUGCGUGAAGUCGCUGAUCAUGUCCCUGUAUCUGCUUUUCUUGUCAUUCUCAUCGAACUUUGCGAGCGUUUCACCUACUAUGGUUUGAGCGGUCCAUUCCAAAACUACAUUCAAUUUCCUGCUCCAGAUCAUUAUCCUGCCGACCAGCCUGGUGCUUUGGGUCGUGGACAACAAACCGCCACUGCUUUGACUACUUUCUUCCAGUUUUGGUGCUACAUUACACCUAUCAUUGGCGCCAUCAUUGCUGAUCAAUGGCUCGGCAAGUACCGUGCUAUCAUUCUCUUCGCCUCCAUUUAUAUGCUUGGUCUUGUGAUCCUUACUUGUACCUCGAUUCCCUCCUCCAUUGCUAAUGGUGGUGCUUUCCCCGGCUAUGUUGUUUCCAUUAUUAUCAUUGGUUUGGGUACCGGUGGUAUCAAAUCCAAUGUUGCUCCUUUGGUUGCUGAGCAAUACCAAACCCGAUCACCUUACGUCAAGACCUUGAAGAGUGGUGAACGUGUCAUUGUCAGUCCUCAAGCUACCUACCAAAAGAUCUUCCUGUACUUUUAUUGGGGUAUCAACAUUGGUUCAUUGUCAGCCAUCGCUACCACUGAACUUGAAAAGAACGUUGGCUUUUGGCCAGCUUUCCUUCUUCCCACGAUUGUAUUCAUCCCCGCCAUCAUUGUCGUGUUGGCUGGUCGCAAGAGAUACGUGUUGACUCCUCCACGUGGUUCCGUCAUUGUCGAAUCUUCCAAGCUUGUCUGGUACAACUUUAAGAUUAACGGCUGGUUCGCUAAGCUUGACAAGUUUGAUGCUUGUAAGCCAUCCAAUCUCGCUGUUACCCAUCCCGAUUGGGCUGCCAAAGCUACCUGGGAUGAUGUCUUUGUUGAUGAGUUCAAGCGUGCUCUACGUGCUUGCAUUGUCUUUUGCUGGUAUCCCAUUUUCUGGCUCUGCUAUGUGCAAAUCACCAACAACCUUAUCUCCAUGGCUGCUACUAUGAACACUGGCAACGUCCCCAACGACAUUAUGCAAAACAUUGAUCCUCUCUUUGUCAUUUGUGUGAUUCCCAUCAUGGAUAACAUUGUCUACCCAACUCUCCGCAAAUUCGGUAUUCGCAUGGGUCCCAUUCAUCGUAUCGCUCUUGGUUUCUUCUUUUCAGCUGUUGCCAUGGGUUACACCGCUGGUAUCCAAUCCAAGAUUUACAACUCUCCUCCUUACUACGAUCAUGUCAGCCGUGAGGGAGCUCAAAAUGACAUCUCGGCUGCCUAUCAAAUUCCAUCAUACUGCUUUGUUGCCUUGUCCGAAAUCUUUGCCUCUGUCACUGGCAACGAGUAUGCUUACAAGAAGGCCCCUCAAUCCAUGAAGUCCAUUGUCAUGUCCCUCUUCUUGUUCACCAACUGCUUUGCAUCCAUUCUUCAAUUUGCCCUUGUCUCUGUCACUGUUGAGCCCAAGCUUACUUGGAUGUACACUGGUAUCGCUUGUGCCGCUAUUGUCUGCUCCGUUUUGAUUUACUUUUUGCAUGGUCACCAAGAUGCCACCGAUGUUGAAGAGGAUGCUAUUGGUCGUUCCAAGGAGCAGUUUGCCAAAUACGAUGCCCAGAAGAAGGAAACCACCGCCGAAUUUGAAAUUGAUCAGGAAAAGGGCCACGCCUAA